AUGGCCUGCUAUUUAUCUGUUUCUGGUGUUCCCCAGGGCCUCGAGGAUGAUACUGAGGAUGUGUCCCUGGACUUCGGCAAUGAAGAGGAGCUGGCCUUUAGGAAGGCCAAGAUCAGGCACCCCCUGGCUACCUUCUUCCACCUGUUCUUCCGAGUGAGCGCCAUCGUCACUUAUGUGUGCUGUGACUGGUUCAGCAGGAGCUUUGUGGGCUGCUUUGUCACCGUGCUCCUCCUCCUGUCCUUUGACUUCUGGUCUGUGAAGAAUGUAACUGGAAGGCUCAUGGUGGGUCUUCGAUGGUGGAACCAGAUAGAUGAAGACGGGAAGAGCCACUGGAUAUUUGAAGCCAGAAAGGUCUCUGCAAACCACACGGCUGCCACUGAGGCGGAGGCGCGCAUCUUCUGGCUGGGUCUCAUCAUCUGCCCGGGGAUCUGGAUCGUGUUCUUCUUCAGUACCUUGUUCUCCUUGAAGCUUAAGUGGCUGGCUCUGGUGAUUACUGGCAUUUCCCUCCAAGCUGCGAACCUCUACGGCUACAUUCUCUGCAAGAUGGGGGCCGGCAGUGAUAUGAGCACAGUUGCAGCCAGCUUUCUGUCCCAGGCGGGGUUUCAGACGGAUUCCCCAGGUGACUUCGAGAAGACCAGGCUGGAAGGGCUGGACAUCCACCAGCACCAGGUAAGCGGUAGGUGCAGGCCAGAGGCUCCUGACCUCGGCUUCAGGCCUGGGUGGGCUCUCUCCAGUCUUCCAAGUUGA
Apodemus sylvaticus (European woodmouse) is the source of this 747-nucleotide messenger RNA. RefSeq names its product trans-golgi network vesicle protein 23 homolog A (gene Tvp23a). Gene Ontology annotation, cellular component: Golgi membrane. Gene Ontology annotation, biological process: protein secretion; vesicle-mediated transport. NCBI's taxonomy places the organism in Eukaryota, Metazoa, Chordata, Mammalia, Rodentia, Muridae. The record is from RefSeq and is a predicted model, not a curated record.